AUGUCGGUGAAUCUCAGUAAAAAUGGAGCAGCGCUCACGGCCGCGUAUAAAGAAGUGGUGGAUGUGAAGUCUGAUACCAACUGGGCUCUGUUCACCUAUGAGGGGAACACCAAUGACAUCCGCCUGGCAGAGAAGGGAGACGGCGGUCUGGAGGAGAUGGUGGAGGAGUUGAGCAGUGGGAAGGUGAUGUAUGCCUUCUGUCGUGUCAAGGACCCCAACUCUGGCCUGUGUAAAUAUGUCCUCAUCAACUGGACAGGUGAAGGGGUAAAGGACUCUCGGAAAGGACAGUGCGCCAACCAUGUCAUUUCCAUGGGUAACUUCCUACGGGGUGCCCAUGUGACCAUCAAUGCACGGGGAGAGGAUGACGUGGAGCCAGAGAGCAUCAUGGGUAAAGUGGCCAAGGCGUCGGGGGCCAACUUUAACUUUCGCAAAGAGACACAGAAAUACAGCGAUGUACCCAGUGGACCUGUGGGGUCGGUGUACCAGAAGACUAACGCUGUGGAUGAGAUUCUGCAAACCAACAAGGACAACUUCUGGGCCCAAUCUCAGAGAGAUGAGGAGGUGCGUCAGAAGGAGGAGAGCAAGAGAGUGGAGGAGGAGAGGCAAAGGGUGAAAAGAGAGCGAAAAGAGAGGGAUGAAAAGGAGGCUGCAGAGAGAGAAAUGAGGGCAAAGGAGAGAACCUCUCAAAUCGACCAGGCAAAGACUUACCAGAAGCAGCAGGAGUCAGGGUAUAGAGACCAGGAACAACAUCAGCCGAGGUCCUUGAACCCCAGAGAGCUGUUUAAAAAGAGAGAGCAGAGUGCUUCACUGGACAACACGCCCAGCUCCAGACCUGGGAAGCUGCAGAGCCACUUCCUGGCUCAGAAGUCCACUGAGCGAGAAACACCCAUCGAACCACGUUCCCCACAAUACCCUGCUUUUCUUCACCCAGAAGCCCCGGCUCCACUGCUCCCAAAAACACCUGCUCUGCUCUCAGAGCCCAAGGCACAGGCAGCCCCGCUCUCACCUGUCCAACCCGCAGAGUCUUCCUUCACUGAAGAGGAGUACUGGUCAGAUGAUUUUGAUGAUGAUACACAGGACACAGCACCAGAGGACGAGCCAACAGUUGCCGGCCUGGUUCAGGGUAGAGAGGGGCACAUUGGCCAGGAUGAGGUAUACGAGCUCCUGCCAUUGGCAGCAACAAAUGAGGAGGAUAACAUUUAUGAUGAUAUCUACCAGGACACACCCACAAGAAAGGAGGCCAGUGGACAGGAUGUGCAUGCCAGGGCUCUGUAUGACUACCAAGCCACUGACGACUCUGAGAUUACCUUUGAUCCUGAUGACAUCAUCACAGGGAUAGACAUGGCGGAUGAGGGUUGGUGGAGAGGCUACGGACCGGAUGGACACUACGGAAUGUUCCCGGCCAAUUACGUUGAGCUCCUGUAGUUCCAAAGCCCUCCCACAUGCCUGUACAACCAAUUAGAGCAUCAGUUGGAUCAUUCUGACUGCGACCCAUGCGAACAAUACAGGGGUAGGAAGGGGGAUGUUUCCCUCUCUGCACAGAUAUUAGAUUAGGUUUAUAAGUAGAAAGUGAAGAGAAUGGGGGUGUGGGGCUUAUCAGGGAUGUCAGGGAAAGUGACUGUCACUUGAUUACUGUAUUUUAAUGUACAA
Salvelinus namaycush (lake trout) is the source of this 1650-nucleotide messenger RNA. Its product is annotated as drebrin-like protein A. The transcript has 14 exons. Lineage: Eukaryota; Metazoa; Chordata; Actinopteri; Salmoniformes; Salmonidae. The coding region runs from base 1 to 1425 and encodes 474 amino acids. Gene Ontology annotation, cellular component: actin filament; postsynaptic density; cortical actin cytoskeleton. The record is from RefSeq and is a predicted model, not a curated record. Gene Ontology annotation, biological process: regulation of actin filament polymerization; neuron projection morphogenesis; positive regulation of dendritic spine morphogenesis. Gene Ontology annotation, molecular function: actin filament binding.